Rana temporaria (common frog) is the source of this 1128-nucleotide messenger RNA. RefSeq names its product 5-hydroxytryptamine receptor 3A-like. The record is from RefSeq and is a predicted model, not a curated record. The coding region runs from base 1 to 1023 and encodes 340 amino acids. Gene Ontology annotation, biological process: chemical synaptic transmission; signal transduction; regulation of membrane potential. Gene Ontology annotation, cellular component: membrane; synapse; neuron projection. NCBI's taxonomy places the organism in Eukaryota, Metazoa, Chordata, Amphibia, Anura, Ranidae. The transcript is spliced from 6 exons. Gene Ontology annotation, molecular function: extracellular ligand-gated monoatomic ion channel activity; neurotransmitter receptor activity; transmembrane signaling receptor activity.
AUGUGCAGGAUACAAUAUGAUGAUGAUUCUCCUGAUCAAUACAUUAAUAUAGCACACGACGGAACAAUUACCAAUGCAAAGCCAUUGCCGAUUGUCAGUGCCUGUAAAUUAAACAUUUACCGCUUUCCUUUCGACUCGCAGAAGUGUAAUCUCACCUUUGGUUCAUAUAUUCAUACAGACACAGAUAUUGUCAUGUCUCCAAAAUUCAAUUCAAGUGAAGUGUACAAAAGAUCAAAAGAUGUUUUUGUCAACAAAGGAGACUGGAUACUACUAGACAUCACAGUGAAGUCAAAUUUAAUAUAUGUUAAUGGCGCUAAUUUCAGCACAGUCUUUUAUGAGAUAACAUUGAAAAGAGUACCUGUAGUUCAGAUCAUUACCCUCGUCCUCCCAGCAUGCUUCAUGGUUUUCUUGGAUAUUGCCAGUAUGUUUAUACAUAUUGAGUCUGGAGAAAGGCUUGGCUUUAAAAUAACUCUUUUACUUGGAUUUGCUGUGCUCCUUUUAAUCCUAAACGACAUGCUUCCAAAAUCUAGCACUGCUCCGGUAUUAGGUAUAUUCUGCCUGGUCUGUAUGACUGUCAUGAUACUCAGUAUAUUUGGAUGUGUCAUAAUUUCCUACAUGAUGAUGCUGUCCAGAUCUCAGACUGUUGUCCCAUCUUGGGUAAAGACCUGGAUCUUGAAAUACUUGGCAACGCUCCUUUGCUUUAGGUCCUUAAGCAAACUCGGAAUAAGCAUAAGUGAACCAGAAUUGGAUUCAAAAACCGAUUCUAAUAACGAAAUGGUAAAUGCUGAGAGGAGAAACACAACCCAAAUAUCCACUGAAGAUAGUCAUGAAGUGAACCUACUGAGGGAGCUGUUAAAUGAAAUCCUAAAGAUCCACGAAGACUUGACGGAGUCUAGGAUCAAGCAAGAGUAUAAGUCAGAAUGGCAUGCUGCAGCACUUGUCAUAGACCGCUUUAUACUUAUCACCUACCUAAUCAUUGUAACAAUUGUGUUUGCUGUUGUAAUCGCUAUUUGGGUAACAUAAUGCGCAUGUACAAGGAAGAGAUACUGUUACAUUAUUUUCAGCUGUUUUCAUGUCAUUGUCACUUUUAUCUAAAGCCAGGGCCGAUCCGCCCUAUAGGCUCACUAU